Olea europaea var. sylvestris is the source of this 966-nucleotide messenger RNA. RefSeq lists its product as uncharacterized. The record is from RefSeq and is a predicted model, not a curated record. NCBI's taxonomy places the organism in Eukaryota, Viridiplantae, Streptophyta, Magnoliopsida, Lamiales, Oleaceae. The coding region runs from base 1 to 966 and encodes 321 amino acids. Gene Ontology annotation, molecular function: nucleic acid binding. The transcript has 4 exons.
AUGGUCAAUCCAAAAGAGCAAGUGCAAGCUAUAACUACCAGGAGUGGGGUGCAACUUCCAGAAAUUCAUGUGAAGAGACCUGAGCGAAAAGAAAAGGAAAAAAUGGGUGAAGAGGCUGGGAAAGAAAUAGAGUUUGAACAACCAACUGACAAGGAAAAUGAAAGGAAGGAAACACCUGCAGUGAGAGCACCCAGCCCUGUGAAGGCUUAUGUGCCACCAAUUCCAUUCCCUCAAAGGUUACAAAGAAAGAAGUUGGAUAAUCAGUUUGCCAAGUUUGUGGAGAUUUUCAAGAAACUGCACAUCAAUAUUCCUUUUGCAGACGCAAUUGCCCAAAUGCCCAGCUAUGCAAAAUUCUUGAAAGAGAUCCUAUCUAACAAAAGGAAGCUGGAAGAACAUGAGACAGUAUGUUUGAACGAGGAGUGCAGUGCAAUACUAUUGAGAAAGCUACCUCCUAAGCUAAAAGACCCAGGGAGUGCCAGUGUUAAUUUGAUGCCUCUCUCUGUCUACAAGUCUCUUGGAUUAGGAGAAGCAAAACCUACAACAAUCUCUUUGCAACUGGCAGACAGAUCGAUCAAACGACCAAAGGGAAUUAUUGAAGAUGUGCUGGAUUGGUCAAAAAAAUUGGACGAUGCUUUAUGGGCAUAUCGCACAGCGUACAAGACGCCUAUAGGAAUGUCCCCAUACCGACUAGUCUUUGGGAAAGCAUGCCACCUACCAGUGGAAUUUGAGCACAGAGCGUAUUGGGCAUUGAAGCAGUUAAACAUGAACCUCGAUAAGGCUGGAGAAACAAGAAUACUACAGCUAAAUGAGUUGGAGGAAUUCAGAAGAGAGGCAUAUGAGAAUGCAUCCAUCUACAAGGAAAGGACAAAGCAGUGGCACGACAAGAACAUCAGGAGAAUCCAUGAAGGUUACACAUCGCGAAAUUUGAGCUCUACAAUGAAACUGAAUGAGUGUGAAAAAGGGUGA